GCACGCAGGCUAUCGUCAGGAAAGGGAGAGUUAUUUGGUCAUUGGGGCCUGAAACAACAUGGCGCCUGCUACUAUUGAAAUGUGUUGAUAACAGCAUAAACGGAUAUCUACUGCUCGAUAGUGUCCCGUGUUCAAUAAUGUAAAGAGCUGAUAAGAAAUUUACUUGGGACUUGACGUCGGAACAAAAGAUGGAUCAAUCAGCUGAAGUAUCGGAGGGGCGGGUAGAAAAUUCCCUGAGACGACGAUCUACUACAACGACUACUCCAUUAGACAACCGGGACAGCAACGGCGGUGAACUACAACGUCCAGUCAGACAUGCCAACUUUAAUUCUAGCUCCACGAAUGAACAAAGUCACGUGUCAGACGACAUCACCCCUCAAGACGACGUCAACUCCGGGGGGAUGGUAAAGGUGAGUGGGGAAGACAAAGAAACAAAGUUGCCAAAAAUGCCUCCCAAAAUGCUUCCACAUUUUGGCGAACACCCUGUCAAGAAAGUCCGAAAGUGGAACAAGGCAGCCGAAAGAAAGCUAGAGAUGGAUGUGGAGUUUCUGACGCAGGAACUCAAAGCCAAAACAUCCAAACUGGAUAAGGGCAUUCAGAGCGUGGAGGAUGAGCUGCGAGAUCUGGACCUAGAAAAAAGUUAUACACCACGCUAUAGUGAAAUGGCGACAGGCUGUACCUUUAGCCAAAAAUCAAACGUGACUUUACCCAACAUUCCAUGCAGUAGACGACACAACAGUAGCAGACGACAAAGAAGCGGCCAUCGGUGUACAUACAACCCAGUAAAAUCGAAGCAAAAAUGUCAUCACUUUCCCUGUGUCCGCCCAAAGACGUACCACACGAUUGGUUACCGUGGAGACCCCGGGAAUACGUCAUGGAUGACGUGGGAAGACAUUAAGCAGGGCUGGAACCUGCCAAAUCUGGUCGACAACAUCUCCACGUCCGUUCAUGAUGUUAAAGUUUCUCCCAGAAUCUUGACGUUGAGAAAGGAAGAGAGAUUAAGGCGGGUAAUAGAACGUCGAAAGUUGAUCAACGAUAUGCAGAGACCUCAAAGCUGGGAGACCAACUACGGGCAGCCGACCUCUUUCAAACAACUGAAGUACCCUGUCCGCCUUUACUCCCUCUCCAACUGAUUGUAAGGAAAACAACGGAGUCUUGUGUGUACAAACCUUCCAUAUUGAAAUGCAGUGGAACAGUCGAGGGAGCCAUGGACAAUUUGGGUUGUCCAUAUUCGAAACAAGCGAUGUCGAUGCGUCUCCUCGAUGACGACAAUGAUACGGUACCACAGACCACAUACUGCAUCGUCAUGGUGGAUUUAUCAAGUUAGCUGAGUUCGUAUAAUCGAGGUUUGACUAUGUGUGUGUUUUAUUUAACUAAAUUAAUCACAGCAGGAGAACAGACUCGCUGAAGAAGAACCAUAAGGGAUAAUCUAUACUUCAUGUAGAUCUGAAGAAGUAACUUUCGAGAUCUCAAGACCGAACGGGUCGCUGUAUAUGUCGAUUGCCUUCUGUAGUGAUUUCAAGACCCAGUGUGGUUAAUGUGUUUUUGUAUGGAUUUGUGAGUCAUACGCCUGACUGUGAUAACAAAUAUAUUUAUAGUUUUCUCAGGACAGAGUUUGACAAAAAACGACUUUUUGAAAGAAAUCAAGCGUCAAUGUGUCACCAUGUGUUGGUUCACUGUAGUUCAACAUA
Haliotis rubra (blacklip abalone) is the source of this 1691-nucleotide messenger RNA. RefSeq lists its product as uncharacterized. The coding region runs from base 189 to 1133 and encodes 314 amino acids. NCBI's taxonomy places the organism in Eukaryota, Metazoa, Mollusca, Gastropoda, Lepetellida, Haliotidae. The transcript has a single exon. The record is from RefSeq and is a predicted model, not a curated record.